Messenger RNA from Salvia miltiorrhiza (redroot sage), 1284 nucleotides. RefSeq lists its product as uncharacterized. The record is from RefSeq and is a predicted model, not a curated record. Lineage: Eukaryota; Viridiplantae; Streptophyta; Magnoliopsida; Lamiales; Lamiaceae. The transcript has 4 exons. Bases 1 to 1284 code for a protein of 427 amino acids.
AUGGCAGGACCAACUUGUGGGAAAGAGGAGCCAAAAUGCCGGAGAAGAGAAAUGUCAGAGGAUUCAAGGGGACUAGAGAAGGGAAGAGCCAGAGCGGAGGUCAUUCCUUUGGAAGCCAGAGCGGAGGUCAUUCCUCUGGAAGCCCGCGGGGAAGCGAUUCCUCUGACCGCCAGCGGGGAAGCGAUUUCUCUGACCGCUAGCGCAGAGAAGUCGGCAUCGCCAGCGAGAUCAUCCGAGCAGCGGAAUCAUCCGACCAGAGGGAUCAUCCGAGCAGCGGAAUCCUCCGAGCAGCGAGAUCAUCCGAGCAGAAGAAUUUUCCGAAGCACUCCAGGGGUCGAAAGCGCUGUCACCUCUCGUGAAAGAGGUAUGUGCCAGAAGCAAGGGAUUUUGGAGGAUGAGUAUAUUGAGAAGAAAAUAGAAGGGAACUUGAAAUCACAUGGACCGAAAGGCACUACAUUACUUGAAAGUGCACUUGAAAAAGAAGAGCACAGAGGGCGUUUGAGGGGGAUUGGAGGACAGGUUAGUAAAACGAUGUACUUCAAGAUUCCUAGAGGAAAGAGAUGCAACAUCAAUGUUUGUAGUCAACAAGAGUUGAACGAAGAAAAAAAGAAAAAUGCUGAACGAGACGCUCGCAUAGCAAAAUUAGAAGCAUAUGUUUACAAGACAGGCGUGGAUGAUAUUGAUAUCGACGAAAAGGGCAGUUGCUCGGUACAGAAUGAAAAUCAAACACUAAAGCCUGUGUUUAAUGACAUAGUCGAGGACAAUGACAUUGAUGUGAAAUUGCUCGACGAUGAUGACAUAUACUUGGGUAAAUUUGUAGAACUAAGUGUCGAAUCGGGCAAAAAUGUUGGCACCGGCACAGUUGUGAAAGUCUACGGACCUAAUGAUAAAUUAUAUAAACGAUGCAUGCGUGUAGUCAUUGAUGAAGCAAUCCAUGAAGAUGCUCGUUUGCCUUAUCCAACAGAAGACUACGAAAGCAUAGGUGAUGCAGUGGGAUCACAUGUUGAAUGGCCUAUACGUCUUUUCAAGUUGAGAUAUGAGAAACCGAAAAAAGAAAAAGCACAAGAAAACAACCAGGAAACGAUAGAUAUUACACCUCUUCCAAAGUCUUUGCGCAUGUUGUAUAUUUACGGCAAGCGUUCGGGCAACAACCAUAUAACUAUUGAACUUGAUGAUAAUGUCUUCGGAGUUAAGCACAACUUAUAUGUAGACAUGGAAGACAUCGUGCCUUUCUGCGAGUUGAAGCCAAUAUCUUAUAUGUGUAUUGCUACCUAUGUAUGGUAA